AAGGAGGCUUUCCCUAUCUCUCACCGUCCCUGUUCUCUUUCUUAAUCCCUCCGUUAAACAAGCAGACGUAGAGACAGCACGAAACCUCCCGGACCAUUUGGUCUGCUUCCAAGAAACCUUCAUCAACCGCACCCGCUGUUAAAGACCACGCGCGACCCGGAGCCAGCCGGGCAAGCAAGGAAGCAAGCAUGCUGGAGCUUCUGCUGGUCGGGUGCAGCAGCGUGGUGGUGCUCCUCCACGGCGCCACCCUCUUCCUCCGCGCGCUCUUGGCGCCGCGCCACGCCGUCGCGCGCCCCAUCAGUUUCAAGAGCUGGUGCACAAAGCAUCUGAAAUUUUGCCAGUACUACUUCCAGGGAUGAGACGAGAGCAACAACUCCGACAAUUACAACUCCCGGCAGGUUCAUCAGCGACAUCCCACUGAUACAAAAACCUACAGAUAUACCGGUACUACUUGUUUAGUAAUUAUUAGUUGAUGACAUUUCCGAGUUGCCACCCCACUCAACUUAUUGUCUUCGUUAGUUUAUCGCUGAUAAAGAAGACUAGCUAGCAUCUAUUAGUACUCGUCAAACAUGCAACAGCUACGACCAUUUCCAUAAACAUUUAGACAAGAAGCUCGAGCACGCAUAACCGAACAUGGAUCCAUCAUAUCCAGCCAUGCUUUGGUUAGUUUGGGAUUAUAUAUAUACUUUGAAUUAGCUGUUCCAGUACCAACUUGCCGCGCAUUUUCCUCCCCGAAUCUCGAUAGUUGAAACGGUAUGCCAUCUCCUGUGAUUGGGAGAUUCAGUGAAAUGGUAUGCCAUCUCCUGUGAUUGGGAGAUUCAGAUAUAUCAAUGUAUCUGCGUAACUCCAUAGUGCUUCAAAAUAAUUUGAACGACUGCGUCUCUUAUAUGUGAGCUGCACCUACUAGUUACUACUUGACUUGCUUGAUAUUUCAAUUAUUGUAAAUUGGUCUCGAUUAUUCUUAAGGGAAUAUUACUUGGGACGUGUUUGUAUAUGGCCAUUGACGAAGUCCAAGCUGUGUAAUCAUCACCUAGGACCCUCGUAUUUGUAUAAAGCUAGCCAUAGAAGAAGAGAGGCCUUCGGAAGAGCCUAUCAGAGACACAUACAGAGCUCCAAUUGAUCACCGCGACGAUGAAGAUAGUGCUUCAAGUGGCCAUCACAUGCGAGAAGUGCAAAACCUGCGUCCUGGGGCUCACCUCAGAAGUUCAAGGGAUCAAGUCACUGACGUUCGACGAGGAGAAGUCCACGUUGACGGUGGUGGGGGACGUGGACGUGGUGGUGGUCGUGGAGAAGCUGCGCAAGAAGAAGCACCCGGCGAAGGUGAUCUCGGUGACAGACGAGAAGAAGGAGGCUGAGGAGAAGAAGAAGAAGGACGAGGAAGCGAAGAAGAAGAAGGAAGCAGAGGAGAAGAAGAAGAAGGAGGAGGAGGAGGAGAAGAAGAAGAAGUGCGCCCAACUGUGCCCCCCGCCGUGUCAGCCGUGUCAGCCGUGCCCGCCGUGCCCGCCGUGCCCCAAGCUGUUCCCUCAGCCGUGCCAGCCGUACUACAUCGCCGUCGACGACCAACCCGGCCCCUGCACCAUCGUCUGAGAAGAAGAUGAUCAUGGCGACCAGCAGCCAUGUAUGCAAUUUACUGCUGCUGCUGCUGAAAAGCCACGCUUCCAGGAAUUCCAGUUUCAAGUCUAAACCUCGAUUGGUUUAAUUGAAUGAAAAGAUGCUUUGAGAAAUAUUCAGUCGAAUGAUCAGAAAUAAGAUGCUUCUCACAAGAAAUUCCAAGUUAAGCAAGAAUGAUAGGCAUUGGACUUUUUUCUCGACAAGUUGCGGAUGUAAAUCAGUUGCUUAAUCAAUGCAUGUAAGUACAGCUUGAACGCGCUGUACUUACGUGAACUGAUUAAGUUGAAUAAAAUUUUCCAAUUUGUCACGGAAAUGACUCAAGAAUUUCACUAUGUGCAUAGUCUUCCUUUAGAAA
Phragmites australis (common reed) is the source of this 1966-nucleotide messenger RNA. Its product is annotated as heavy metal-associated isoprenylated plant protein 2-like. Bases 1132 to 1587 code for a protein of 151 amino acids. Gene Ontology annotation, molecular function: metal ion binding. Lineage: Eukaryota; Viridiplantae; Streptophyta; Magnoliopsida; Poales; Poaceae. The record is from RefSeq and is a predicted model, not a curated record. The transcript has 4 exons.